GGUGAUGCGGUGAAGAGGAGCAGACUGUGGUAAAAUCAGAACAUACUCGGCUUCUUCAGUGCAUCAGCAAGAUGUGCCGUCUUCUAGGUUGCUAUAAGGAAACCCAAGACUUCAGUCAAGUAAGGCAACGGAGAUGUAAUCGGAGAACAGCUUGGCCCUAGUCAAGCCACCUGGGGUCGCAUGCCCGGCCGACCAAGCCAAACAACAAAGCAAGGAUGGUGGACAUCAUCAACCACACCGGCACCUUUAACAAAUCCUUAACGAACCAGGGCAGGUUCAGUAACCUGGAGGACAUCGAGGUGAGCGCGGACGGCAGCCCGGUGCUCAGGAUCAUCAUCUCCAUCGUGUACUCGGUGGUGUGCGUCGUGGGUCUGGUGGGGAACCUGCUCGUCCUCUUCCUCAUGAAGGUGAAGCAGGGCGUGAAGAGGUCCUCCAUCAACCUGUUCGUGCUCAACCUGGCCGUGACCGACUUCCAGUUCGUGCUCACCCUGCCCUUCUGGGCGGCGGACACGGCUCUGGACUUCAGCUGGCCCUUCGGAGACGCCAUGUGCCGCAUCGUGCUCUCCGUGACGGUGAUGAACAUGUACGCCAGCGUCUUCUUCCUCACGGCCAUGAGCGUCACCCGCUACCGCUCCGUGGCUUCGGCUCUGGAGGAGCGCGCCUCGGGGACGCGCUGCUCGGCCCCGUGGGUGAGCGCGCUGCUCUGGCUGUCGGCCAGCGCGGCCACGGCGCCCACCUUCACCUUCUCCAGCGUGGUGAGCGUGGCCGGGGAGAAGCUGUGUCUCCUGCGGUUCCCCGAGGGCCAGCGCUGGCUCGCCCUCUACCACGUGCAGAAGAUCGUGGUGGCCUUCGUGGUUCCCAUGGUGAUCGUGUCCGUGUGUUACCUGCGGCUCUUGCGCUUCAUCCGCCGGAGGAGCAGCAUGAUGAGGAAGAAGGAGCCGAGACGCAGCUCCUCCAGCAGCAGCAGGGUGACCAGGUCCAGGGUGACCAGGUCCGUCACCGUGGUGGUGCUCUCCUUCUUCCUCUGCUGGAUGCCGAACCACGCCAUCACGCUCUGGGGGGUUCUGGUCAAGUUCAACGUGGUUCGGUGGGACAAGUCCUACUACAUGAUCCACACGUACGUGUUCCCCGUGUCCGUGUGUCUGGCCCACGUGAACAGCUGCCUCAACCCGGUGCUCUACUGUCUCAUGAGAAGAGAGUUCAGGAAGAUGCUGAAGGACCUGUUCUGGAGGAUCUCCUCGCCUGUUAUCUCCAGGUCCUGCCCAGUUCGCAGGCUCUCCGAUGCGUUCAGACCGAACUGCGUAAAAACGCGCGACGACAUUCCCGUGAAUAUCCUGGGUACAGAACACUGCAGACUGUCCACCAUCCACGGACAGGGCGGAACACCACCUGCGCGUGCGGGACACCUCCGAGAGGGCCAAAACGCAGCUAAUUAGUUUAAUACAUCAGAGAAAUGGGCUUUUCUUCUGAAUGUAAAACACGGUAAAUGGCGGACAGAGACAUAUUCACUUCAAAAGUCAUCAAGCCUUUUGGCUCUCCAGAGCUUUAUAAUAACUUGCAAGCCGUGUAUCUACAAUACUAAUUGUUUCGUCUAUGCAUUUGUAAAUAAAGCUGCAAUUAAAAAAAAAAUGCAAUUAACGGUAUAGGCACGCGCGGUCCUAAAUAAAUGGCUAAAUUAAGCGCACCAUUCCCUCUGCCUUGGGCACCUUUAUAAUCUAUAAAUGCCUAUAAAUUGAAGCACCUUGUUAUUUAUGCACUUUCCCGUAAUUUUGCACUUUCUUUCUAGCACGACCUAGCAUCUCGUUUAGCGAACAGAAACGUUUUGAUUACCUCUUUGUCUACGUUUUUUGCGUAUAUACCCGCCUUCCC
Messenger RNA from Scleropages formosus (Asian bonytongue), 1869 nucleotides. RefSeq names its product relaxin-3 receptor 1-like. Gene Ontology annotation, biological process: G protein-coupled receptor signaling pathway; cell chemotaxis; immune response. Gene Ontology annotation, cellular component: membrane; external side of plasma membrane. Gene Ontology annotation, molecular function: C-C chemokine receptor activity; C-C chemokine binding. Lineage: Eukaryota; Metazoa; Chordata; Actinopteri; Osteoglossiformes; Osteoglossidae. The transcript has a single exon. The coding region runs from base 216 to 1436 and encodes 406 amino acids. The record is from RefSeq and is a predicted model, not a curated record.